UUUAUCUAAUAGUAAAACAGAUGUAAUCUGCCAGGUCAUGAUGCCAUUUCACAUUUUAACAACCACUAUCCCAGCAAUUAAACUAAUGCUAGAUCAUGAAAUCUACAGGGACGAGGCUGAGACCUUGACUUGAGAUAACAUGAAACCUGUCUCACAGGGAGACCUCACAAUAUCCCUCCCACAAGGCAUGGACACACAAACACACUCACACACAGACCCACACAGGGCAGACUUUGCUCUUUUAAGACCAUUGUAGGAAUAAUUUACAUGUCAGGUGAAUCUUUUUGCUACACUCCAAAGAACACAAACCACAGACACAAAAUCAUAUUUCCCACCUGGGGUUACAAAAACGUGCUCUGUUUUGUUGUUUAAAGUUACACACAAUUUUAAGGUCAUCUGCGCAAAAGAACUUGACAAGAGCUAUGUGGAGUGUGUUGGUUUUACUGCUAACUCUGGCUAGUGGGGUUCUGUCUUUAGACAUGCUCAACAUGUGCAUGGAUGGCAAACAUCACAAAAGAAAACCUGGCCCGGAAGGAGAACUCUAUAAGCAGUGCUCCCCAUGGAGAGAUAACGCAUGCUGCAAUGCUAACACCAGUGCAGAGGCUCAUGAAGAUAACUCCUAUCUGUACAACUUUAACUGGAACCACUGUGGAAUCAUGACACCCAAGUGCAAGCAACACUUCAUCCAGGACACCUGCUUCUAUGAGUGCUCACCUCACCUGGGGCCCUGGAUACAGGAGGUGAACCAGGACUGGCGUAAGGAGCGAAUUCUCCACGUGCCUCUGUGUCAGAAGGACUGCCACAACUGGUGGAACGAUUGUCAAGAAGACUUCACCUGCAAGCAGAACUGGCACUCUGGCUGGAACUGGUCCACAGGUUAUAACCGUUGUCCUGCUGACACUCCAUGUCGUAAGUGGACAGAUGUUUUCCCUACAGCCCAGGUGAUGUGUGAAAAGAUCUGGUCGGACUCCUACAGCUACACCACUCUCUCCAACACCUCCGGUCGCUGCAUGCAGCUGUGGUUCACCGGACCCAACCCCAACGAAAAGGUGGCGGAAUACUACUUAAACCCUGCCGUCUCGCAACGCUCCGCCACCACGACACUCCUCCUGUUGGCGACAGUGUCAUUAAGCAUGGUCCUGCCCUGAAUAAACCCAGAGAUGAUUGUG
Messenger RNA from Esox lucius (northern pike), 1169 nucleotides. It is a transcript of the gene folr, whose product is annotated as folate receptor. The transcript is spliced from 5 exons. Gene Ontology annotation, molecular function: signaling receptor activity. The coding region runs from base 423 to 1148 and encodes 241 amino acids. The record is from RefSeq and is a predicted model, not a curated record. Gene Ontology annotation, cellular component: external side of plasma membrane. Lineage: Eukaryota; Metazoa; Chordata; Actinopteri; Esociformes; Esocidae.